UACAAUUUUAUUAUCUAUGGCGAGUGUGAUGGAAACUGAAGACUACGCAAAUUUUGAUCCCUACUGGUACAUUGAAAACACCGUAAAUGAUGACAUGAAAAAGGACCUCGACAGUUUCCAUAGAAUUUUUGAAGAGUGCAAGAUCCAAGGUAAACGCCUCCUAGAUGUAGGUACUGGUCCGACCAUCCACUCUGUGAUCACUGCCAGUAAUCACGUGGAUGAAAUCUUCCUGUCCGAUUAUGCACCGCAGAACCUUCAAUAUCUAGAGAAAUGGCGAAAAGGAGAGAUAGCUUAUUCAAAGGUGUUGUUUGACUACGUCAUCAACCUAGAGGGCCGUUCGAUGACUACUGAGCAGAGAGAAAACGAAGUCAGAGAAAAAGUCAAAGGAAUUUUACCCAUAGAUGUGACGUUAGAAAAGCCUCUGGGAUGUGAUUAUGAUGGCGCCAAAUUUGAUGUCAUUGUAUCGACCCAUUGCUUGGAUGAAGCGGUGGAUCAUGUUGCUGAACUAGUACAGACCAUGAAAAACGUAUCAGGCUUGCUAAAUGAGGGUGGGUUUAUCAUAAUUUCAUGCGACUUUGGAGCAACUUUUUAUCGGGUAGGGGAGUACAAAUAUACUGGAGUGUCAUUCACAAUCGAAGAAGUAAAAUCAGCAGUGGUACAAGCCGGCUUUGACAUCAAAUUAUAUAUUGAAAUCCCUUAUAAUGCUAAUGAAAACUGGGAUGCUGAGGGUUAUUAUUAUCUUGUCGCGACAAAAUGAUGCUUUUUACUGAAAUAUAUUAUGAUUUGUUCCAGGUUACAUUCCUCUCAAUCAAAUAAUCAUUUUCACCUAUUAAGAAUGAGGUUAUUAAAGAGUUAAUUAUA
This is a messenger RNA of Pecten maximus, 861 nucleotides long. Its product is annotated as nicotinamide N-methyltransferase-like. Gene Ontology annotation, molecular function: N-methyltransferase activity. Bases 17 to 757 code for a protein of 246 amino acids. The record is from RefSeq and is a predicted model, not a curated record. NCBI's taxonomy places the organism in Eukaryota, Metazoa, Mollusca, Bivalvia, Pectinida, Pectinidae. The transcript has 3 exons. Gene Ontology annotation, cellular component: cytosol.